Molecule: messenger RNA, 3017 nt
Organism: Python bivittatus (Burmese python)
Lineage: Eukaryota; Metazoa; Chordata; Lepidosauria; Squamata; Pythonidae
Source: RefSeq, a predicted model, not a curated record
CCCCGACUACAUCCGGUCUCCGCAGCUGGUCGGCCACCAUAUUGGGGUUGCUCGCCGCCCGAGAGGCCUCGGCGCCACUUCUCCCUGCGGCCGCCCGAGGAGGGGACUGCCCGGGGCCGGACCCCGCUCCGACUCGCCAAGCUUCGGUCCCUGAUUAGACGGAGGAGAUCGCGGGCGAGGGGGCUGAAUUCGUCUUGAGGCCUUAGUAGCAAGUGAGAUCAUGGAGGAAAAUGGUGAAGAUGUGGCUUCUCUGGCGGCCUACAUUUCAACAGAUGGCAGCUACACAGAGACCGUGCCCAUGCCGAAUCACGGCACACUGACGGCUUCCUCGCAGGGCUCUUCCUCUGCCACUAAAUCAAGGCGCCAGCCUGUUUGGACUGACGAGGAGACCCGGGCCUUCAUCCAGGUGUGGGGUGAUGACGCGGUGCAGAGUGCCCUGGCAUCAAACUAUCGCACAGUUGCACAGUUCCAGUGGAUAGCGGAUGAAAUGCGAGCCCGGGGGUACAACAGGGAUUGGGAGCAAUGCCGCGAACGUGCAAAGGUCCUUCGACGGGGCUUCAAAGAGAUAGUGGAUGGGAACAGCAACGCUGGCCACGGACGCCGCGUGUGGCCUUAUUACGAAGAACUUAAUCGAUUUCUUUGCAUCAAGCAAAAUCUGGUCGUUCCACGGCUUUCAGGGAGCAACCCGAGGCCUCCUGUGGACCGCCGACGUCGCGAGCACAGAGAAGCGCAGGAUGCCCCCUAUGAGCCAUCCUCAGUAGGCAAGGGCGACAAAGGGACUUUUGAAGAGCCAGACGGGGACUGUUUGUUGUUGCCGGAAUCAGCAGGAUCUCAGCAGAACGAAGCCAACCUGGAAAACCAAGUGGCGUCUCCAGCAGCAAAUUCUGAUAUAUCCAUGGAUGGUAGUGUUGGUCCUGGCACUCCCACCGAUCCUUUGCCAUCCAAUGACUCAGUUUCUGCGCCAAAUCUGCGCCCUCGGCCCCUGACAGCUGCAGAGAGGAUGCGAAAUCUUCGUUGCCGGCAGAGAAAGAGAAGGGGGGAUACUUUGAAAGAGCUGAUGGAAGUCACCUCCCAGGCUACCAGCGAACUUGUCCGGACAUUGUCCGACCUUACACAUAAAGAAGUCGCUUCUUUUGAGCGUGCUUACAAGGAGGAUCUCGCGGCCCGGAAGGACGAGAUGGAGCAGAGCGCUGAGGACAUCGGAAGGCUUGUAAGCGCUCUGGAAUCAAGUGAUCAAACUCUGAAGGAGCAGCUAAGUAGCCAAACCAGCGUCUUACAGGGCAUCUUGGAGGUGAUGAAAGACAUACGGGGUAGAACGUCGUACAGUCCUCCAUAUCCAUCACAGUAUUACGAUUUCCCAGGCCCUAGCAUGAUUCACACAAGUGGUACUUCCUCCAAUGGCCAAGAGAUGCCAUGCCCCUCCCCUUCCAGCCUUCCAUUUUCCUCCCAGCAGUCUGCCACCAGCAAUGGAGAUGUCUCUCCCAGGAAGCGGAUGAAAUGAAACCGUGAGGCAGAGCGGCAUGGCUGAUUUAGUGUCCUGGUGAAAACCAGUUCUCCAGUUCUUUGUUCCUGUUAGGACACAUAUAUUGCUUUUCUUACUGCCUUUCUUCUUGCAUAGUUAGAACAUGUUCUCAUCCCCUUAUGUGUGUCUCCCCACAACUUUAACGUUGUGGAAACAGCUGCCAGCAAUGUACAUCUAGAUUUAUUAUUACUGUUUUUUUUUAGUGUACCUAUGUUAGUUUUCCUUCCAUCCUGUUUCCAAAGGAAUGCAGUGUUUGAUGUACAAGUAUAAUUUUUUUUCUAAAAAAAAAUACACUUAAAACACAUUACCAGGUACCUGUAAGAAGGUAAUCUUUUAAAAGUAAUAAAACUGCACUGUUGUUCCAAGUUGUUCAACAUGUGUUUUAUGGUAAUGUUUUAAGGCUUUCAGGGUUGCUAAGUUGGAUCAAAUUGGUGUGCUAAUUCAGCUUUCUGUCUUUCAAAAAUGACUGCCCGGUUAUCACAGAAAAGUUCACCAUAGGGAGUGGUGCAGUAGUCACUCAUUAAGAACGUACUGAAGUGCAAAAUCGAAUCUGCAUUUUAUGCACAUUUUACUUUUCCUGAAUAGUUGGGGUGUGUAUUUGUGGAAACUUGUUCCAUGCUUUUACUGCACUCAAAUGAGGAAGUUGACUGCAGCGAUGGGAAUUCUGCAAUGUAUCACUGGAGAUGACAAAAUGCUAUUUGAACAUUCCUCUCAAAGUGAAACAAAAAUGAACCACCCAGAUUGCUGAGAAGGGUAUGUUUUCUCCUUGAUGGGCUAGUUUACAGUACAAAAACAGCCUGAUUCAGAUUUGAUUCAGCCCCUGCGUUCUGAAGUGGUAUGGCCUCUUCUAGGACCUUGCCUCGUCUUCCUGCAUGUGUAGAUCAAACUCGAGACAACCAAGGGUCUCAGGGCACCUUGAAGACCAACAAAUGGACCAUGGACUGCAGUUCACUUCAUCAGAGGCAGAGAACAGGGCACAUCUAUUCCUUUCCCAGGAAUAUUCCUGCACUGGAUGAAGUGGAUGGCAAUCUGUGAAAGUGUACGUGGCGGGAGAAACCUGCUGUCAGUAUUUGAGACAUCACAAGGGCAUUCACUGCUUUUCCUGCUAAAGAUUAAGAUGGCUACUUCUGUGGAAACAGUUACCUAGGAAGUGAGUCAACUAAUUAGUUGACCGCCUGUCUGUUUCCUCAAAAUUCAGGCUAGAUGUGUCUGGGCAAGCUUUCCUGUUGAGGUCUGCAUUACCUCCAUCUACAGCUGGCAUUCCAGCUGUGGGAGUGGCCUGAGAUGAGAGUGGGUGGGACCUAAUCUGCAAGCCAAGAUCCCCUAUUCCUUGCCAGCUGUUCCAUAGCUAUCAGAGUUGAAUACCGUAUUAUGGGUGCUUAAGGAAUGUUUUUUGCAUUGACCUUUCUGCCCCAUUCCCCAAUAUUGUCAUGUGUAAUGUGAAUUAAUAAUAAUAAUAAAAAAAUCACCAGUCAAUUGCAAAAGGCAGCUUUAC